Aureobasidium subglaciale EXF-2481 is the source of this 1830-nucleotide messenger RNA. RefSeq lists its product as uncharacterized. Gene Ontology annotation, cellular component: proton-transporting V-type ATPase, V1 domain; fungal-type vacuole membrane. The coding region runs from base 1 to 1830 and encodes 609 amino acids. Gene Ontology annotation, biological process: proton transmembrane transport; ATP metabolic process. The record is from RefSeq and is a predicted model, not a curated record. The transcript has 7 exons. Lineage: Eukaryota; Fungi; Ascomycota; Dothideomycetes; Dothideales; Saccotheciaceae. Gene Ontology annotation, molecular function: ATP hydrolysis activity; proton-transporting ATPase activity, rotational mechanism; ATP binding.
AUGGCUCCUUCAAGAGAUGUCGAGUCCCAGCAGGCUAAUCAUGAUGCAGGCUCAAUCUUCUCAGUCUCCGGUCCCGUCAUUAUCGCCGAGAACAUGAUCGGUGUCGCCAUGUACGAACUCGUCAAAGUCGGCAAGGACGGUCUCGUUGGUGAAGUCAUCAGAAUCGACAACGACAAGGCCACUAUUCAGGUCUACGAAGAGACUGCUGGUGUCACCGUUGGUGAUCCCGUCUACAGAACUGGCAAGCCCUUGUCAGUCGAGCUUGGUCCCGGUUUGAUGGAGACCAUCUACGACGGUAUUCAGCGCCCUCUCAAGGCCAUCUCGGACGUCUCCAACAGCAUCUACAUUCCCCGCGGUAUCGAUGUUCCCGCUCUGGACCGCGAAAGAAAGUGGGACUUCAAGCCCGCUGGCUACAAGGUUGGCGACCACAUCACUGGUGGUGACGUCUUCGGUUCCGUCUGGGAGAACUCGCUACUCAACGACCACAAGAUUCUCCUCCCUCCCAGAGCUCGCGGUACCAUCACCCGUAUCGCAGAAGAGGGAAGCUACACUGUCGAUGAGAAGAUCCUCGAAGUUGAGUUCGAGGGAAAGAAGUCCGAAUACAGCAUGAUGCAGGAGUGGCCCGUCCGUGUCCCCCGCCCCGUAAACGACAAGCUCGGUUCAGACUCGCCCUUCAUCGUCGGUCAGCGUGUCCUCGACGCUCUCUUCCCCAGUGUCCAAGGUGGUACCGUCUGCAUUCCUGGUGCUUUCGGAUGUGGAAAGACUGUCAUUUCUCAGUCUGUCUCCAAGUUCUCCAAUUCCGACAUCAUCGUCUACGUCGGCUGUGGUGAACGUGGUAACGAGAUGGCCGAAGUCUUGAUGGACUUCCCCGAACUCACCAUUGAUGUCAACGGCAAGAAGGAACCUAUCAUGAAGCGUACUACCCUCAUCGCCAACACCUCCAAUAUGCCCGUCGCUGCUCGUGAAGCUUCCAUCUACACUGGUAUCACCGUCGCCGAGUACUUCCGUGAUCAGGGUAAGGACGUCGCCAUGAUGGCCGAUUCUUCCUCUCGUUGGGCUGAGGCCCUUCGUGAGAUUUCCGGUCGUCUCGGAGAGAUGCCUGCUGACCAAGGUUUUCCUGCUUACCUCGGUGCCAAGCUUGCCUCUUUCUACGAGCGUGCCGGUCGUGUCACCGCUCUUGGUAGCCCCGAUCGCAAGGGCAGUGUUUCCAUCGUCGGAGCCGUCUCACCUCCCGGUGGUGAUUUCUCAGACCCUGUUACCAGUUCCACUCUUGGUAUUGUGCAGGUCUUCUGGGGUCUCGACAAGAAGCUUGCUCAGCGCAAGCAUUUCCCCUCCAUUAAUACUUCGCUCUCCUACUCCAAGUACACCACUUCGUUGGAGAAGUACUACCAAGAAAACAAUCCCGAGUUCCCUCGUCUGCGUGACCGCAUCAAGGAGCUCCUGACCACUUCAGAGGAUCUUGAACAGGUUGUGCAAUUGGUCGGAAAGUCUGCUCUUGGCGACGGUGACAAGAUUACUCUGGAUGUUGCAACCCUUCUCAAGGAGGACUUCUUGCAACAAAACGGUUACAGUGAUUACGACCAGUUCUGCCCUCUUUGGAAGACUUUCUGGAUGAUGAAGAACAUGAUGGCCUUCCACGACGAGGCCCAGAAGGCUAUUGGCCAAGGUCACGCCUGGAGCAAGGUUAGAGAAGCGACUGGUGAGGUCCAGAGCGAGUUGAGAAGCAUGAAGUUCGAGCUUCCGGACGAUGGUGAGGAGACUGUCGUUAAGAAGUACGAGGAGCUUUUGCAGAAGAUGAACGAGAAAUUCGCUUCCGUCAUGGAUGAGUAG